This is a messenger RNA of Physella acuta, 3510 nucleotides long. RefSeq names its product signal transducer and activator of transcription 5B. The record is from RefSeq and is a predicted model, not a curated record. NCBI's taxonomy places the organism in Eukaryota, Metazoa, Mollusca, Gastropoda, Physidae. Gene Ontology annotation, biological process: signal transduction; regulation of DNA-templated transcription. Gene Ontology annotation, molecular function: DNA-binding transcription factor activity; DNA binding.
UUUCUAGGAAUCAUAAAGCAGGCUAAGGCCAAACAAGUUCUUAGAACUGAGGAGUGGCUCAAGGAUAUUGAAAGUAAAUGUGUGUCACUGUAUUAAUACUGUCCUUUAUAGUGGUAGAUAAAGUUUUAAAAUUUGUGUGGGAAAACCUAAACCAAUCUCAUAUAUUUUCAGGAACUACACUAUUUUUAACAGUUUUAUUCUUAUAGUAGACCAUUGUGAGUACACAAUGAUGGAUUGUAAUAGAUGGCAUUACUAGUGUUAAUAUAGUCACAAAAUAAAGGAUACUUUUCUUAUUAAGAAAAACAACCAAGUUAUGUUGUCUAGCUUAUAAGUAGUUGAUCAUCAAUUUGAAGAUUAAGACUUUUUGAAUUUGUAAUUUAAAAUAUGUCAGUCCCUAUUGUUAAUGGGGACAUGCCUAACAAUGUCGAAAAGAUUGAACAAAGAUACCUGCCAAGAUAUCCCAAUAUGUCUCAGUGGGCCAAGGUCCAGCAAAGCCCUGCCAUAUUUCGACAGAUGCAAACUUACUAUCCUCCAUGUUUUCCAAUGGAGGUGAGAUAUUUUCUCUGUCAGUGGAUAGAAGAACAGCAGUGGGAUCAGAUAGAUGAAAAUAAUCCUAGUUUUGUUCCUAUUGCUGAGAAAAUUUUGAUGGAAAUGUUGGAUCUGCUUAGACAAAAGGCUGAAGAAUUGACCAGCCAAGAAUUUUUUAUAAUAAGAAUAAAACUUGAAGAGUCUGUUCAGAGAAUCGACGUUGCAUUGAAAAGAAACCCACUGGAACUGGUUCAGAUAAUUAAAAAUUGCUUAUCAAUGGAGCAGAGAGUUAUUGAACAAGCAGAGCAAUCAUCUAAGCAGCCACAGAAAAUGGAAGAAUUCAUGGACGAUCAACAGAAUAUUAGUGAAAAAAUAAUGACAGAGAUACAGAGCCUGACUCAAAGAACAAAGAUCACAGAAGCUGAUUCAAAAAAUUUACAACACAAGCAAGAAUCAUUUAUUAUUCGCUUCAGUGACUGUCAAAAAGUAACAGGUCAACUUCAGCAAAUAGCCCAACUACCUAACACAAAAGAAAAAAUAGCUAAGGAAAUACAGUUGAGGACUCAGAAGGAUCAAAUUGACAAUCAGCUUAGUGGAUUAGCACAAGAACUUCUGCAUCUUAGAAUGGAAUUGUCCAGAAAAUAUGAGCAAACAAUACACAGUCUUCAAGAACUUCAGAAAGAAAUUCUUGAUAAUGAAUUAAUUUCAUGGAAAAGGCGCCAGCAGCUAGCAGGCAAUGGUCUUUUGAUGGACAAUUCUAGCAUAGAGACUUUGCAACAAUGGUGUGAAUCUCUUGCGGAUCUGAUUUGGCAAAACAGACAACAAAUAAAGAAAUCCACACAACUACAGCAACAGUUGCCCAUUAAGUUUCCAGACGGAGAAGAGGAUAUACUGCCUCGUCUAAAUGACACAAUAACUGGGUUACUGUCUUCUCUGGUGACUAGUACAUUUAUUGUUGAGCACCAGCCACCCCAGGUGUUGAAGAAAGAUGCUAGAUUUGGUGCUGUGGUGCGUUUAUUGGUUGGAGGGAAGCUCAAUGUUCACAUGAAUCCUCCGCAAGUUAAAGCCACAAUUAUCAGUGAAAGUCAAGCCAAAGACUUGUUACGCAAUGAUGUGAAAGCAAAAAGUGAUACAAGUGGUGACAUCUUGAACAACACUGGCAUCAUGGAGUAUCAACCUAGCAAUGGCCAGCUCAGCAUCAGCUUUAGAAAUAUGCAAUUGAAAAAAAUAAAAAGAGCUGAUAAAAAAGGAUCUGAGGCAGUGACAGAGGAGAAAUUCUGCAUCCUAUUCCAGUCAGAGUUCAGUGUUGGUGGAAAUGAAUUAGUCUUUCAAGUUUGGACCUUGUCUCUACCUGUUGUUGUAACAGUCCAUGGCAACCAGGAGUGUAAUGCUACAGCCACCGUGUUAUGGGAUAAUGCAUUUGCUGAACCUGGUCGGGUGCCAUUUACUGUACCAGAUCAAGUUGAAUGGCGAUUACUUGCAGAUCAGCUAAACAUGAAGUUUAUGUCCCACACUGGCAAGGGUCUGAGUGAAACAAAUCUUUCUUACAUAGCCUCUAAACUGUUUAAUAAUAAAGAUCCUAAUUCCUCUUUUGUAACUUGGGCUCAGUUUAAUAAGGAUACAUUACCUGGUAGAUCAUUUACAUUUUGGGAAUGGUUUUAUGCUAUUCAAAAACUGACAAAAGAACACUUAAAGGAUUUGUGGACAGAUGAGGCAAUCAUUGGGUUUGUCAGCAAGAACCAGGCCCAAGACUGGCUUAGCAACAAACAAAGUGGUACAUUCCUUUUACGCUUCAGUGAUUCUGAAAUUGGUGGUAUAACCAUAGCUUGGACAGGGGAGAGGUCAGAGGUCUGGAAUCUGGCCCCAUUUACUACAAAAGACUUUAAUAUUCGGGGUCUUGCUGAUCGGGUUAAAGAUUUAAAUAGUCUCGUCACCCUUUUUCCAAAUAAACCCAAGGACUCUGUCUUCUCUAAGUAUUACACAACCACUGCAGAGAAUGUUAAUAAUGAUGGCUAUAUCAGGCCUCAUCUUAAAACAACGAUUCCUGAUCAAUAUAACUCUGGUGAUCCUGACAUGAGACAACCUUUCUCACCUGAGGCUGAAUAUGAAUCAAAUGCAAACUCAGUGCUCAGUUCGGAUGAAUUAGAUGAUGGAGCCCAAAUGUAUGCCAUAAACCUCCAGCAGCUGACUGAUUACAUGCCUGAUGAUAUUGUAGAAACAGAUGUCCAGCAAUUACUGGAAAGUCAACAGUUUAAUUUUUAACUCUCAUGAGUUGGGACUUUCUAAUCUUCAGAGUCAGAAGUUAUCCUUCUCAUUUUCAGGUUUAACAUACUUUGUGCAACUGGUAUGGAGCUAUGCAACACAGUUUGCCAUUAAUGAUUUUAAUUUAUUAUUGCCAUACACAUGUGUUUCAGCCUGUACUGCACAUAAUUUUUAACCAUCAUUAAUGGGCAGUUUUAAAUUGUGUGAUGACUUGUGAACUCUUUAAGCCAACGUGUUAAAAAGCUGUACAUAAUUUUUUUUCCAUUUGAUUGUUGAUGGUUAGAUUUCCAUAAUGUACGAUGAGGGCAGUAUUAUUUUUUGUACAAAGAAAGAAAGGCUCUCUGGCUGUAAACGUUCUAUUUUUCACUUAGCUCUGUCAGAAAUGUAAAAAAACUUCACUGAAAAACAUUAGUAUAAACAAGUGUAAUUCAAAACAACACAGUAAUUUUAAUGUAUGUGGCUACAAAUAAAAAGGGCACACUUUUAAAUUUAAAACAAGCAGUAUUAUUUUUACGGACUUUAUAUUUAGCUUUAUUAAUCCACAAUCUGUGUUAUCAUCCAUUCUUUAGUAUAGAGUAAUAGCCAUUGCUCAUGUCUCAUUGGGCUUUCUAUAGGUAGUUCAGGGACAUUGACUUUUUGUAGGUAAUCCAUCCUGCAAACAUGUAUGUCUUAACUUAAAUUUACCUUUUAGUUUUGUAAAUUCCAGCUAUUUAAAAAUGU